AUGGAUGACCUACCCUCCAACAAUGUAUCAUCAGCCUCCCUCGAGGAGAGCUUGAUCAUGAACUACAUGGCAUCACAGCUGCCAAAAGUCGUUGUGUUCGGCCCAGGUUCAAACUGCACGCUCGAAAUAUGCCCCCUUGACUGGAGCGUCUACAAAUACCAGCCCUCGCUCCCUGCCAACGCCACUUUUCUCGCCCUCUUCGGUCUGUCUAUGGUCAUGCAUAUUUAUCUCGGUAUCCGCUGGCGGAGCUGGUGGUUCAUGGCUUUCAUAAUUUCGGGUUGCAUGUUCGAGAUGAUUGGAUAUGGUGGUCGAAUCAUGCUCUAUAAAAACCCCUUUUCUUUCCCCGGCUUCUUGAUCCAAAUCAUCACCAUCACUGGAGCUCCUGUCUUUUUUACUGCUGCUAUCUAUGUUACCCUGUCCAAAACGCAAGUAUUCCUUUCACUAUCACGGAUCAGACCCAAGCUGUUCUAUUAUUUCUUCAUCCCUGCGGACAUUAUCUGCCUUGUUUUGCAAGCCGCCGGCGGUGCCGUAUCGACCGUGAGCCGAGGCGUUAGCCAGAGGGGAAUUGAUAUCGCCAUGGUGGGGCUCAUUCUUCAGGUCGCUAUCCUCGUUGUAUUUAUUGCGCUUUUUGGUGAUUACAUGGCGCGAUAUCUUCGAUCACAAGUCACGCAGAGGUUUACAGCGAGAGAGACCUCGUUCUUCAUCUGCCUCGCCUUGGCAACCGUGUUGAUCUUGGCUCGAUGUGCGUAUCGCUGCUAUGAGCUGAAAGAAGGUUAUACGCACUCUGAGCUGAUCACUAACGAGAGCCUUUUCAUUGUAUUGGAGGGGGCUGUGGUUUAUAUCUCGUCGCUACUACUUUGCAUUGGGCAUCCUGGUCUGAUCUUUCAUGGGACAGGGUGUGAAAAGCUUGAGGACGAUGAUGUUUCAGGUGAUCAGAUUCCGCUGGAACAAUUUGUUUACAAGGAACCAGAGGCGGAAAUUGGAGUAGCAAAAUGA
Molecule: messenger RNA, 996 nt
Organism: Clonostachys rhizophaga
Lineage: Eukaryota; Fungi; Ascomycota; Sordariomycetes; Hypocreales; Bionectriaceae
Source: the annotation of a GenBank genome assembly